CACCCGAAUAAACACUGCGGAUAUGACUGGAAUUGCUCAUGGUGCGCUCACUUGCGGGGUGCCUCUGAGUAGAAGCUCGACUGAGAUCUUGGAAAAUGCCCUUCAUACUCCCGCGACGAGCCCCGAAACCAACGACGGAACCCGAUCUCCCCAAGAUGUCGACAACACUGAAGAUAGCUGUGUCCCUUUCCCAGUUGCGGUUGUUGGCAUGGCCAUGAGAUUACCUGGGGGCGUCAGCUGCGAAAAGGAGUUUUGGGACUUUCUGGUUAACAAGCGCGAUGGCUUGUGCAAGGUCCCUGAUACCCGCUAUAACAUUGAUGCUUUUCAUGACGACUCGAGGACCGGUACAAUCCGAACACAGCACGGGUAUUUCCUUGAACAUGAUAUUGCACAGUUUGACACGGGCUUUUUCGGCAUUAGUAAGGUUGAGGCUGCGAAGCUUGAUCCGCAGCAAAGGCUCUUAUUAGAGAUAAUAUGGGAAUGUAUGGAGAAUGGCGGACAAACAGGAUGGCGGGGAAGGAACAUUGGCUGUUAUGUUGGGGUUUUUGGUGAGGAUUGGCUGGACUUAAAGACAAAGGACACCCAAGACAAUGACAGAUACCGCGUGGUUGGGGCGGGUGACUAUGCCAUCUCCAAUCGUAUCUCCUACGAGUACGACCUCGGAGGCCCAAGCAUCACCUUUCGAACGGGCUGCUCAUCCUCCUUGGUAGGCCUUCAUGAAGCAUGUCAGGGCCUCUAUUCCGGCGAAUGUUCUUCUGCCUUGGUGGCUGGCACGAAUCUCAUCUUCACGCCGACAAUGACGACCUCGAUGUCUGAUAACAUGGUCAUUUCAAAGAGUGGAAUUUGCAGGACUUUUGAUGCCGCAGCAGAUGGCUAUGGAAGGGGGGAGGCAGUCAACGCCAUAUAUAUCAAGCCCUUGGACAAAGCACUCCAGGAUGGUGACCCGAUUCGUGCUGUCAUUCGCUCUAGUGCAGUGAAUUGCGACGGGAAGACUCCUAGUAUCACAACCCCUGGGUCCGCGGCGCAAGAAAGAUUGAUCAGAAGAGCAUAUAAGAAAGCAGGAAUUGACAAGGUGUCACAAACUGCUUUCUUUGAGUGUCAUGGCACCGGGACAACUGUUGGAGAUACAUCAGAGACAUCUGUUGUGGCCAAUGUCUUCGGAAAAGAAGGUAUUUAUAUCGGAGCGGUCAAACCAAACGUUGGGCACUCUGAAGGCGCGUCUGGAAUUACCAGUGUUAUCAAGAGUGUUUUGGCUUUAGAGAAUCUAACCAUUCCACCCAAUGUUCAUUUCCAAAGUCCAAAUCCCAACAUUCCAUUUGAAAAGGCGAAGCUGCAGCUGCCCUUGGAAGCUACCGCCUGGCCGAAAGACCGAAGCCAGAGAAUAAGCAUCAAUUCAUUUGGAAUUGGCGGAACGAAUGCUCACGUUAUCCUUGAUUCUGCCUCUUCCCUGCAGCAGGACGAUACAGGUGUGGAUGACCAGCCAGGUCCUCAGCUUCUGGUUCUCUCUGCGAGAUCAAAACGGUCAUUAGAUGGACAGAUUGAGAAUUUGCAGAAGUACUUGGAGACAACCAAGUCAUCAUUAGGCGAUAUUGCAUACACACUGGGUUUAAGGCGAGAACACAUGCCACACAGGGCAUUUGCACUCACAGAAGCGGAUGGUAAAAUUUUGUCUUUUGAGAAGACCAAGUUCUCCAGAGCACCCAUCGUUUUCGUAUUCACCGGGCAAGGUGCCCAGUGGCCCGGGAUGGGCCGAGAAUUGAUUGAAAGAGUAGGAAUCUUCCGGGAAGACAUUCGGAUGAUGGACCGUGUCUUGCAAGGAGUUACGGGUGGGCCUUCGUGGUCUAUUGAAGAUGAGCUUUUGAAAUGCGACGAUAACAGCCGAGUUGUGGAGGCAGAAUUUGCGCAACCACUCUGCACAGCCGUUCAAAUUGCUCUUGUGAACCUUCUUCAACACUGGGGCAUCACACCUGAUGCAGUGGUGGGACAUUCCAGUGGAGAGAUUGCAGCUGCCUAUACCUCGGGUGCAUUGUCCGCUGAGGUUGCAAUUCUCGUCGCAUAUUUCCGUGGCCAAGCAAUGAAGACUUUCUCUUCCAAACGUCAUGGUGGUAUGGCAGCCGUUGGUCUCGGUUCAGAAAAGGCAAGGCCAUUCUUGAAGCCGGGCGUCGUCAUCGCUUGUGACAAUAGCCCAGAAAGUGUCACACUCUCAGGUGAUAGUGACACUCUCGAUGAAGUUCUGGAUGGCAUCCGUGCUCACGACAAUGAAUUAUUUUAUCGACAGCUUGCUGUCAAUGUUGCCUACCAUUCACACCAUAUGGUCGAAGCUGGGGAGGCGUAUGAGAAGAUGGUUCAUCCGCAUUGCGUGCAUAAACUAUCUAUGCUGCCAAUGUACUCCACUGUUUCGGGAACAAUCAUAUCAGAUCCCUCAAUUCUGAACGCCCGUUACUGGCGCAAGAACUUGCAGUCUCCCGUUCUUUUCAACACGGCAAUUCAACGGAUCAUUGGAGAUGACGAUCAGUCAAAGCUGUUUCUGGAGAUCGGACCCCAUUCAACGCUAUCUGGUCCCAUUCGUCAGUCACUUGCAAAGGCCGAUACGAAAGAUCACCGCUAUCUUCCGACCAUUAUUAGAGGUAAAGAGCCAUGGAGGAGUCUUCUAGUAACAGCCGGAAACCUAUACACCCAUAGCGCACCUAUAAGCCUCUCUUCCCUCAUUACGCAAGGCAAAGUCUUGACAGAACUUCCCCCAUAUACCUGGCAGCACGACGAGAGACUCUGGGACGAGACCCGUCUUGUUCGUGACUGGAGACUUCGUCGAUAUCCUCAACAUGAACUCCUAGGCUCUCGGACUCUGGAGUCAAGUGAUUUGGAACCGGCUUGGCGGAACAUUUUCAAUAUAGAAGAUGCUCUAUGGGUGAUGGACCACAAAAUUGGCAAUGAUAUUGUCUUUCCCGCCGCUGGUUAUGUUGCCAUGGCAGGUGAAGCUCUGCGUCAAGUAACUGAAUCCACGGACUACUCUCUGAGUAAUAUGUUUAUCCGAAACGCACUGAUUCUAGGGGGCUCAGGGCCUGUCGAGAUGGUCACCAGUCUGCGACCAGUCAAGCUUGCAGACAAUGUCGACUCUCCGUGGUUUGACUUUACUAUUACAUCCUAUCAAAAUGGGAAGUGGAAGAAGCAUUGCGUGGGUCAGGUUCGGCCAGGCGCUGAUCAAGGACAUGAUGUUCCCUUGAGCAAGACCUAUUCUCGACAGAUUGAAUCCGAUAAAUGGUAUCGUGCACUCAAAAAGCGCGGGCUGAACUACGGAUCCCAUUUCAGAGGGCUUAAUCAGAUUACAGCGAGUCCAUCGAGUUUCCAGGCUUCUGCGGUUUUGCACGGUGAUGAACCAUCACGUAUCAGUUACUAUGCUCUUCAUCCAACCUUGAUUGACCAAUCAUUGCAACUGCUCAGUGUAGCAGCGACACAGGGCAUCUCGCGUCGAAUGACAAGAAUGUGUAUACCGACUGCCAUUGAGUCCCUAUAUAUCAGUGAAGGUCGUGGGGAAAUGAACUUGAAUGUUUCCUGCGAGGCAACCAGUGGCACCAUGUGUGGAAAUUCGACACUACUCUCGAGCGAUCAGGUUGUCCUCUCCAUGGAAAGGGGUGUCUUCUUCAAUGUCCAGGAUCCUGAGUCAGAUAAUCCGAAUGCGCUGCUAGCGUCAAAUAUUUACUGGACGCGACAUAUCGACUUUGUUCCUCUUGAAGAACAGCUCCCGCGUCUUCCUGAACCGCUUUUCCAAGCGCAGACUGUAGCAAGGAUAACGAGUUUAUAUGUGGUUGAAGCAUAUCGCCGCACGAUGUACUCGACUCCCACAUCUGACCAUCUCAAGAAAUACCACGCCUGGAUAAGGGAUCAGUACCGUAUGAUCAAAGAAAAGUCGGCCGACUUGGUCCCUGAAAUGAAGGAAAUGGAUGUCUCAAGUCUUGGCCUUUGCAGCCCUUACGCAGAUGCAUUGCGUAGGGAAAUAUGCAAUAUGCAUCCUCUGGUCAAGCAUACUCACCAACUCGCCGAGAGGCUUUGCUUUACAAUGCACGAUAUCUUGGAGGGUCGAAUAAGCCCUCUUGAGACCCUUGUGCAGGAUGGUAUGUUGAAGUAUUUCCUCAACAAUUUGGCUUCUCUUUCCCCAUGCGAUACCUUUCUCCAAUUACUUGGCCAGUCUAAUCCAGUCCUUCGCGUUCUGGAGAUUGGUGCUGGAACGGGCGGCUUGACAUCAGUUGCACUAAAUUCUCUGACAUUAUCCAACAAUGGCCGACUUUACUCGAAGUACACAUUCACAGAUAUAUCGGGGGGCUUUUUAGGAGAUGCUCAAGACAAAUUCCGCGAGUAUGAUGCCAUUGAAUACGCUACACUUGACAUCACUCGUGAUCCAGAAGGGCAAGGAUAUGCACCAGAAAGUUAUGAUUUGAUCAUAGCUGGCAAUGUCAUUCAUGCCACACCUGCAAUUUCUGACACAUUACAAAAUAUCCGCAAGCUUUUGGCCCCUGGGGGUCGUUUACUCAUGCAGGAUUUGAGUGGUCGUAUUCCUAUAAGCGGCUUUGUGAUGGGCGUUUUGCCGGGCUGGUGGCUUGGAGAGGACGAUGGUCGUCGUGACAGCCCGGCAUUGUCUGCUGAGGGGUGGCACGAGGAGUUGGUCAACGCCAAUUUCACUGGUGUGGAUGCCCUGCAAUAUGACAAUGAUGAGCCCUAUAGCAUAACAGCUACAAUUCUCUCGACAGCCAAGGCCUCCGGUAUCAAUGCAAAAGAGAGGCAAAUUGGAUUGCUCCAUUUAUCAGAAAUUUCGGAAUGGGGCCGUGAACUAGAGUCAGCGCUUUUGCUUUCGGGCCAUACCGUGAAAUGGUACACACUGCACGAUACACCCCCUCCUGGAUCUGAUAUCAUUUCUCUCAUAGACCUCGAAGGCCCCUUCUUUGACAAUUUGUUAGCCGAGGAAUUCAGGCUGUUCCAAAGCUACUUGUCUAAAUUAGCUGGCGUUCAUCUCCUUUGGAUUACAAGAACCCUCCAAACUGAUUGUGAAGAUCCUCGUUUCUCAUUGGUCUUGGGAAUGGCUCGAACGAUUCGAAAUGAGCUGGGUCACAAAUUCGCGACUUUGGAAAUUGAUCAGUUCGACGCAACUGCCGUGGAUUCUGCUAUUAAAGUAUUUGAGAAAUUGAAGGCUCAGUCUAAUCUACCGUGGCUGGAUUCGGACUACGAAUAUGCUCACAAGGAUGGAAAUGUCCUUCUGCCACGACUACAAUGGUCCUCUCUGGAACAUCAGCUGGCUGUUAUGCCACACUCGCCGACACCACGGUCAUUGGAUAUAGGGUUCAACGGAAUUCUGGAUUCGUUGCGGUGGGCCAUGUCUGCACCUUCCCCGUCUGAGUUGAAAGAAGAUGAAGUUGAGCUGGACAUAAAAUAUGUUGGUCUGAACUUUAGGGACAUGAUGAUUGCAAUGGGAUUUUUAGGAGAUACGUCCGAAUUAGGCUUCGAAGGUAGUGGAAUUGUGCGCCGAGUAGGAUCAUCUGUCGAGCAUAUAAGGGUCGGUGACAAAGUUGUCAUUAUCUAUCCAGGACUCUUGGGUACCAAAAAAGUCGUCCCGGCUGUUUCUUGCCAGCCCGUCCCCGAGCAAAUGUCGCUUGAAGAUGCUGCCGCAAUAUCAUGCGUUUACGCGACAGCGAUAUAUUGUCUUAUCACUAUGGGAAACCUACGUAAGGACCAGUCUGUACUAAUUCAUUCUGCGUGUGGAGGUGUGGGACUGGCCGCAAUCCAAGUUUGCAGGAUGAUAGGAGCAGAAAUAUACACCACGGUUGGGACUAGUGAGAAGGUUAGCUAUCUUACUGAUACUGUGGGAAUCCCAGCGGAUCACAUAUUCGAUUCCAGAAGCACAUCAUUCUUGCAAGGCGUGCUGAAGAAAACCAAUGGACGAGGUGUUGAUUUGGUGUUGAACUCUCUUUCAGGUGAAUUGCUUCAUGCCUCCUGGAAAUGUGUUGCAAAAUUCGGUAAGAUGAUCGAGAUCGGGAAGCGAGACUUUAUGGGUCACGGCAAACUUGAUAUGGAUAAAUUUCUGGGCAACCGUUCUUUCAUCGGCGUGGAUCUUUCAGUUAUAGGGCGCGAAGAUCGGGAAGCGCUGGGAGGCUUGGUUGAACAGUUUACAGGAUACUUCCAGCAAGGAAAGUUGACACCCAUCAGACCUGUUGUUGUUUUUGACGCCCUGGAUGUUGUUAAGGCUUUCCGCCACAUGCAAACAGGCCAACACAUAGGCAAGAUCGUUGUUCGAAUGCCGGAGGAUCCUAAUACUCUGCCAAUGACCAAGAUACAUGAAACCACCCCGCUCUUCAGACAGGACGCCUCGUAUCUUCUGGUUGGCGGACUUGGAGGACUUGGUCGAGCCGUUAGCACCUGGAUGGUGGAAAAGGGUGCCCGCAAUUUGAUCUUCCUCUCUCGGUCAGGCGGCAAGUCGCCUGAAGCUCAAGCUUUUAUUGAUGACCUAAAAAGCCACAGUAUGGUGAGCGUGACGGUGAUCGCAGGCGACGUCUCAAAUAUUGAAGAUGUCCAGCGGGCUCUUUCGGCAGCCAAGCGCCCCAUCGCAGGCGUACUGCAAAUGUCUAUGGUGCUCAAGGAUCAAAUUCUAUCCAAAAUGACCUAUGAGGACUGGGUGGCUGCCUUAACACCGAAAGUUCAAGGGACAUGGAACCUCCACUUCGAGCUUCAAAGCGCACCACUUGACUUCUUUGUACUUUUCAGCUCUGUCACUGGUAUCAUGGGAUUUGCUAGCCAGGCCAACUAUGCGGCAGCCAACACCUUCCUGGAUUCAUUUGUCCAGUAUCGUCACUCUCAAGGGCUCCCAGCGAGUGUGAUUGAUCUCGGUUUCAUGGCAGAUAUCGGUUAUGCAGCUGAACAAAGCCCACAAACAUUGAAUAUCGUCAACACUAUGGACAUACAGAUUAUCGAAGAAAAGGAACUGCUGCAAGCAUUGGAAAUUUCGGUCUUUGCUCAAUCUCCUCACCCUUCAUCACAACUAGUCGUGGGUCUCGGCACCAUGGGCAAUGUUAAAGAGAUACAGUGGCUGCAUGAAGGUCGAUUGAGUCGUUGGAAAAAUACUUCAGUAACGAACGAAGCGGCAAAAUCUUCUCAAUCUCACGAACUACAGUCUCUCCUUGAUGAGAUUCAGAAAAAUCCCAAGUUGCUGGAUGAGCAGUCAACCCAUGACAAGAUUACCAUCGAGCUAGGUAAAGUUGUCGCUGCUCAUCUUGCCUAUGCGGAAGAUUUGAGCAAAGAAGAACUCUCCAAUAUUACAAUUGACUCGUUAAUGAGCAUAGAAAUCCGCAGUUGGUUUCGCCGUAAUGCGGGUAUCGACAUCUCCCUGGUCGAGAUCUCGAAUGCGAGUACCGUUGGAGGGCUGGCCGACACAGCCGUGAAGAUGUUGCGCAAGAAGCACUCUAAUGAAGGGGAAAUUCCCAGCAGAAUAAGCGCUUCUUUGCCAGCUGAACUGGAUGAAAUUACGGUUUGUCUGGAGGACAUGAAGCUGGGCAGCGACUUGCGAGCUCUUCCUGGAACCGUCCCUGACUGGUGCUCCGAAUCUGAAGGAAGAGUCUUCCUCACAGGUGCGACAGGAUUUGUGGGAGCCUUUUUCCUCUUGGAGCUUCUCGCUCUUCCACAAGUUAAGAGCGUUGCGUGCUUGAUUCGAACAACGGAUCCUCUGUCGGGAAGACUACGGAUUGAGAAGACGUUCACCCGAUAUGGCCUGCCCCUUGAAGUUCUGGACAAAAUCACUGUGGUCCCUGGCAAUAUUGCCCACCCAAAUUUGGGAAUGUCAAAGGAGGAAUUCGAUCAUCACGCACGGUCAUCUAGUGUUGUCUUUCACCUUGGAGCCUACGUCAACUACACCCUCCCUUACUCUGCUCAUCGUGAUGCCAACAUUGUUGGUCUCCUCAACAUGCUAGAGUUUGUCAACACUGGGCGCCUUAAGCCCUUGAAUUACUUCUCCAGUAUCGGGGCAUGCGGUGCCUCGGCUCAUCUCACUGGCACGACUAUCCCUGAGAAUGAGAGGGCCAUGCUGGAUCCCAAGUACUUUGAGCAGCAUGUUGGAUAUACAAGAAGCAAGCUUGCUGCGGAAAACAUUGCUUGGAAUGCCAUUGCCAACAAAAUUCCCAUAACCAUCUAUCGCCCGGGAGUCGUAAUGGGCCACAGCGGCACAGGGGUUGACAAGCCCGAAGACUUGUUCAAUCGACUCAUGUACAACUGCAUCCGACUCGGGGCCUACCCAGCUCCACCUGAUCAGCUUAACCACUUUGUCCCAGUUGACUAUGUAUGUGCAGCUAUCUUGCGCAUCUCGCAAUCCUCGCAGAACCAAGGCCAUGCCUUCAAUGUCGUCCAACCUAAUCAAGACCAAGCCAUUACCUGGAUGGAUACAUUUAAAAUACUGAGCGAUCACGGUUCGACUCCACUGCGAUGUGUCUCUGUAACCGAAUGGCUGCAGAUGUUCGCGGCACAAGGGAAACACAGCAUGAAAACAGCGACCCCUCUACUCAAAGAACGACUAGCGGAGAACGAGAUCUGGUGGGGUGACAGCAGUGGAAUGGCCGUGUAUGAAACAACAAACCUUCGCCGAGCGUUGGCGGACUCUCCGGACAUUCUGGAUAUCAAACCUAUGCCAGAGCUGCUCAAGACUUACUAUGGCCGUUGGGAGGCUAGGGCUAUGGACACAAAUGGUGCUGUUUGAUGAAUGACUUCCCAUUUUGUUUGAAGCUUGUUCAAUAGUCCUAGUAGGAUGGCCUUCGCGCACACCAAGGGCCCUG
Messenger RNA from Aspergillus ruber CBS 135680, 8804 nucleotides. RefSeq lists its product as uncharacterized. Gene Ontology annotation, molecular function: fatty acid synthase activity; oxidoreductase activity; phosphopantetheine binding. Gene Ontology annotation, biological process: fatty acid biosynthetic process; secondary metabolite biosynthetic process. The record is from RefSeq and is a predicted model, not a curated record. NCBI's taxonomy places the organism in Eukaryota, Fungi, Ascomycota, Eurotiomycetes, Eurotiales, Aspergillaceae. The transcript has 7 exons. Bases 23 to 8728 code for a protein of 2901 amino acids.